AUGGCCGGCAUUUAUCGCACUUCGACACAUGUAGGCGUAUACAAACAUCUACACAGUCAUACUGCAUAUUCCCUGCAUUCUUCAUUCUGCAUAUUAUUUAAACAACCUGUCACUUACAUAGCUUUUAGACGAAAUGCAAGUGCGUUUGCAUCACGCAAACAGUUACUUGGAGGACACAGUCUCGCUGACACCUCGAAAACGACAGCAAGAGAGUCAACAAGAGCAUUAAGCACGACUACAAACACUAACCCAAAAUCCGAAAACCUCAUACCGUCCUUUGCAGCCGCGCGGACAAAGAACAACAAUAAUAACGACACAAAGAGUUCCUUACUGGAAAAGAAGAAUGAUAAAAAUGUCAAGACCAACAAACCCGAACCUGCUACUAUGAAAAUACUGAAUACUCCGAAUUCUUCUAUCGUAAGGCAUCGGCUAAAUAAUCUUGGCAUAUUAGACGCGUACGUUCCGCCAGAGAAAAUGCCAAAGAUGUUUACGAAAGAAUAUUUCAGAAAACUUCGGCAACGGUCAAAGAAUUUUUGGAAAAAUUUUAUUCACGUUGGGCUAACGAGACGAGCAGAGUAUAAAUUAAGGCUCCCAGCAGACAAACAAUGGAAACCUACCCUGUUUAAAAUAGAAGCCGUUGAAACAUACAAGGAAAUGAAUAGACAUUUUGCAGAAGGAAACAUCAAAGGUCUCAAAAAAUUUUGUCACGAGCAUAUGUUACAGGGGUUUAAAAAUCAACUGAAAUCGAGAUCACCAGGCAGAUACGUAUGGAAAUUUGGAGGAAUGGUCGAAAAGCCACGUAUCGUCAAUGUUCGAGCCUUUCAAGUCAUGAAUCCAACCGAGUAUGUGCUUAAUCAAGUUAUCAUCCGUAUACACUCGAAACAGUCCUUGGUCGUUUACGACACUUCUAAUAACUUGCGCGGAGGGGAUCCAAACAAAUUCCGAAAUGUCCUAGAAUAUGUAGUAUUUCAGCGACGUUUAUGGGAGCCGGAUGAGGGUUGGCUUAUUUACGGUUAUUAUGUGCCCGAGAGAGGUCCAAAUAAUGCCGUGAGCCAGACAAAAGAUGGUAAAAAAUAA
This is a messenger RNA of Paraglomus occultum, 1077 nucleotides long. Lineage: Eukaryota; Fungi; Glomeromycota; Glomeromycetes; Paraglomerales; Paraglomeraceae. The record is from the annotation of a GenBank genome assembly.